Medicago truncatula (barrel medic) is the source of this 1056-nucleotide messenger RNA. Its product is annotated as reticulon-like protein B8. The record is from RefSeq and is a predicted model, not a curated record. NCBI's taxonomy places the organism in Eukaryota, Viridiplantae, Streptophyta, Magnoliopsida, Fabales, Fabaceae. Gene Ontology annotation, biological process: response to bacterium. The transcript is spliced from 6 exons. The coding region runs from base 170 to 898 and encodes 242 amino acids.
AAAAUUCAUUUUGAGGUAAAAAAAGUAGUUUUUUUUCCUAUAAAAAAGUACUCUUUUUCUAUGUACUCUACCACACUCUUUUCUGAAUUAUCUUAGCUUCUUCUCCGUAACUUUUCACUUCAUUGCUGUUUGGCUUCUUCCUCCUGUUCAUUCUGAUUUUACAGAAACAAUGUCGGAGAAUUUUACCGCUGAAAAGCUUCUGAACACCCUCGUGGAAACACUUGAGAAGCAAAAAUCUGGUUCAUUCCAUGUAGAAGUGAAGGCAAACUCAAUGACCUCCCAGUUCAAUAAACUGUUUGGACGCGAGAAACCUGUGCACCAUAUUUUAGGUGGUGGAAAAUCUGCUGAUGUCUUGUUAUGGAGGGACAAGAAGAUCUCUGCUGCUGUUUUAACCGCUGCAACAACUAUAUGGCUGCUUUUUGAAUGGCUUAAUUAUAAUUUCCUAUCUCUUCUAUGCCUUGCUCUUGUUCUUGUCAUGUCUGUACAGUUUCUUUGGACAAAUGCUUCUGGCGUGUUUAGCAGUGACAGGAAGCCAUCGAAAGCUCCUCGUUUGGUUCUCCCAAAAGAUUUCUUUGUUAACAUUGCAACUGCGGUUGGUGCUGAGGUUAACCGUGGUUUAAGGUUUCUUCAAAAUGUUUCAUGCGGAGGAAACUUGAAGCAAUUUGUUAUUGUUGUAGUAUGCUUAUGGGCUGGUGCUGUGAUUGGGAACUGGUUCAAUUUUUUUACUGUCGUGUAUAUCGGUUUUGUUGCUGCACAUACACUCCCAGUUCUCUACGAAAAGUAUGACGAUCAGAUUGAUAACUUCGUGUACAAGGUACUUGAUCAGAUGCAAAACCAGUAUAGGAAGGUGGAUUCUGGUUUGCUUAGCAAAAUCCCCAAAGGAAAGAAGCUCGAAUAGAUUCAUGUUUAUGUAAAUGGUUUGAUUUUUAGUAUCUCUUUCUCACUUGUGAUGAAAUUGGGACACAGCUGUGUUUGUUGCUUUUAUUUGGUGAUAAUAAUAAUUUCUUUUUCUAUGUUGGAGUCUUCAAAAUUUAUGUUAUGUCCUUAUUUGAGUUA